Messenger RNA from Penaeus monodon (black tiger shrimp), 3809 nucleotides. RefSeq lists its product as uncharacterized. Bases 1082 to 2836 code for a protein of 584 amino acids. Lineage: Eukaryota; Metazoa; Arthropoda; Malacostraca; Decapoda; Penaeidae. The record is from RefSeq and is a predicted model, not a curated record. The transcript has 7 exons.
CCUCGUCCGCGUCUCAUACAUUGUCGUCAUCUGUGUUGACAUUUUCCGAUGAAAUUCAGUCAUGAAUCAUGUUUGCCCCGAUAACCAUGGCCGCGGCGUGUGAGAUGGCCCCCCGUUAGCAUGUGGGCGGGCAUGCACCAAAUGAUGCCAGGAGCCGAGUGACCUGACCUGACCUUGCGCCAUGAGCUCGUUCUCAGGCAAGAUAAAGGAGUUCCCGCAGAUCUCCGUGGACAGGUUCGAUGGCCGUAACCUCGCCAGUACCGCUUAUUUCCUCAGCCAUGCCCAUUCCGAUCACAUGAUUGGGUUGAGUUCACCCCAGUUCUUGGAUCACUUAGAAAGUAAUAGUGGCGUCUAUCUUUACUGUUCUGCUAUCACCGCUCGCUUUCUGCAAGCAUCUAUCCGACACCGCCCUUUGGACCCAUUUGUGAGGCCAUUACCUCCUGAAGAACCUGUCAAGAUAACAGUUCCCAAUGUUGCUGAGGAAGCCAGCCAUCAACUCUGUGUCACUCUUAUACCUGCGGGACACUGCCCAGGAUCAGUCAUGUUCUUGUUUGAGGGAAGAGGAGGAACUGUUUUAUACACGGGGGAUUUCCGUACAAGUGUAGGAGAUGUAGAAAGAAUACGAGCAUUGCACAACUCAGAUGGCACUGUUAAGGCUGUAGAUUCUUUACAUAUAGAUACCACUUUCUGCCACCGUGAUAUCUUGCACUUUCCCUCAAGAGAGGAUAGUUCAUCUGCCAUCUGUGAUCUUGUAGAAGACUGGCUGGCAAGAGGAAAUAACCAUCUCAUACACCUUGUGUGCCCAGCAAAAUAUGGGUACGAAUAUGUAUACCGGAGCCUCCAUGAACGCUUUGGGAUGCGUGUGCACGUCAGUCGGUGGAAGUAUCGCAUGUAUGACACGGUACCAGAAAUUCAGGAUGCACUUACCCCAGAUGCAACUGAAACAUGGAUCCAUGCCUGUGAUUGGAGGAUGAGAGAAAUCGAGGAGGUGAAGACCAGAGUGACCGCCAGCUCCAUGCAGAUGUGUUCCUUUUGGGAGUAGAUACAGCCCCAAGUAUACGAUUUUAUUCGACCGUGGGCAAUGUUUUACACAAUCUAUCAGUUUGCUAAGGAGGUCAAGCAAGUAAACAGAGAUGGUAGUUUCUGCAGAGUGCUGUUAUCCAUGCAUGCAUCUUGUUCCGAAGUUCUGGAUUUGGUAUCAUAUCUGCGGCCAAGAAAGGUCUACCCAAAUGUCAUUCCUAUGAAUUCUUCAAAGGAAGAGGUUUUGAAACUUCUUCAUGAGGCCUUGAAUCGCUCUGGAGACCACUAUAGCAUUGAGUAUGGUGGCUCUCAACGCCGGAGUUUGGGUUCCUUUAAGAGACAAUUGCAAAGCAAUGAGAGCAACAGCAGUACACUAGAGGCAGCAAUGUUGGAUGGAUUCCUGACUUCCCCAAGUAAACGUCGGAGGCACAGUGACAGUAACAUGACUUUAGUCCUACCGACUCCUCGAGGCAAUAUGAAGGGAUCACUCAGCCUGGAAGGAGAAGCCAGAUGUGAUGCUUCUGAGGGCAAUGUAGCAGGUACCUCAGGGAAUCCAGGGACUCAGGGAUCACCAGGGAUUAACUUGGAGUGGACUGAUCCUUACACUCCUUCCCCCACUUCAUCUGCAUCUUGUAAAUAUGUGACCACCCCAACUUCUAGUCAAGACGAGCAACAGACGAGUUCAAAAUCAUCCAAUUCUGCUAAAGUCAACCUUAGCAGCAAGUUAGAAACUGCCAAUGUAGGAAAUAUUGUAAGUGAUAGUGCAAUAAGAAAUGUGAUAGUCAAAGUUUCCCCACCUGUGACCAGUAGAGUUGUAAGUGCUGGAACAAGUGUCAAGGGUAGUGAUAUUGGUAGGUAUGGUUAUAGUCCCCAGCAGAUGUCGGUUGAUGCUGAUGAAGAAGGGGACAACCAGUCAAUAAGUAGCUUGGUUAAAAGUCAAGAUAGCAUUGACUUAGCUAGUGUAUUUUCUGAUGAUGUUGGAGAGAGCCCAGUGAUGACAGACUUGAAAGAUGAAAGACCAUCAUCAUCUGCAGGUGUUGCUGGGGAAAGUGACAUCAAGCGAAGCAGGAAGAUGUGGUACAAACAUAAGUAUUUUUCCACACCAGUUCAUGAUGAAGGAGACAAGCGACUUAAACUGGAACCUAAACCCUCAUUUGGACCACGAUCAUCCUCACUUCCUCUCCCAGAGCCUGACCGUGAAGGGAUAGUUUCACCUGAUUUAUUCCCAAGUCCUGAAGCAGAUCGUAGUCUUCCUCUCAUCACUGUUUCUUCUCCAUCAGAUCAAGCCAGUGAGUCGCAGGUAUCUGAUGAGACUAACGUUACCAUUGUCUUAAGCGGCAGCUCGGGAGAACCAUCUGACCUGGAUGUCAUGUUAGUGGAUGAACUUCCAGCAGACCAUACUCUGUGUUCUGAAUCCCAUCACUCAGUGAGUCCCUCAAUCCCAAGACCUUCAGUAAUUUGUGGACCUCCACUUGUUACUGCUCUACUUGACAAAGAUUCAGGAACUGGUUCUGAAGUGAAUACACACUCAGUCAUCUCAUCCCCAAGUGAUUCCUCCAACAGUGAUUCAGCAGGGUCAGGACGCAGUGUCCCUCCACUGAAAUCUCCAGUGCCCGGUAACUCCCCAAAAGUAGUAGACCUUGUAAGUGACAGUGACUGCACACCAGAACUAGAAGACUUGUUAAUACGCACGCACCAGGUCACAGGAGUCACAGUGAAAACCCAGGAUUGUUCGGGGAGAUCUUCGUGCCUCAAGACCACAAGAAGGAGAGAUAAUGAAGUUGAAGUUGUGACUUUGGAUCAGCAACGCCUAUGAAGCAAGACUUUGUAAGUAGUUUUUUUGAUUGUUUUUUCAGGUCUUCAAGUUUAUAUUGACAGUGCUUACAUUGUUUUACUUUUUUAUUUCAUGUAAUAUUUUGUAAUAUUUUCUUUUAUAAUGGAUGACUAAAAUAAUGCUCUCAAAUAAAGAAUUAAAUGCAAGGCUCAUAGGAGGAUAUCAAGAUCUUUGUAAGACUGACGAAAAGAAAAGUAAUACGAAUGGGAAACGGCAGUUGCAAAGGACAAGGAUGUGCAUUUUAUUGUAAUGAUAAAGAUAAUUUCUAAAUAACUGUUGACAACUGUAAAGUAUGGUAACGAAACAUUUUACUCUUAUUAGAGAAUGUAAACAGUAUUUAGGCUUAGAAUCAUAUACUCAACAGACACUCUUGAGUGUAUACAUGAAGCUGUUUAUGUAAUUAUUAAAACAAAAUAUCAAUUAUAUAGGAAAUGGUACUUACAGUUAUUUAUACAUAAAAAGAUAGGCUAGUUGGCAAAUAUUGUGCACAAAAAUAAGUCCACUCCUGCUAGAUCACCUACAAAACUAGGCCUAGAAAUUUAUAUCCACUGUUUAAAAACAGUGGUUUAGAAUUGUCAAAAUUGGUCAGAUAAUGUGUCCAGUGAAUUUUAUAGCUUAUAAAUACUACUGUUGCUUUGUCUUAGACUUUGUUUUCUUGUCAAUUUAGUAUAUUAUGGAAUAUUUACAUCUUAAGAUCAGGUGCUUACAAAUAUCAUGUCAUUGUGGCUGGCACCUGAUGCAGUUUGUGUAAUCAGAGGCAUUCUGUUGAUAUUAUGAGUAAUCAAAUAUAUGUUUUGCUGCCUCAUAGAAAUAGUUAAUGAAAAUAAAAUAUGAGAUCAGCAUUCAUUAACAUGUAUAACAUGGUUGAUGCAGAUGAAAGUAUAAUGGGGGCAAAUUCAUAUUAGGUCAUAUUGCGCCUUCCUGUCUUACCAAAAUAUCAUAAUACUGAAAAGUU